AUGCAAUCAUCAGGCGUGCGAGUACGCGAGAAGCUCGGCGGCACGAGUAAGGUCUACGACCAAGAACAACAUGCCACAAAUUACGUUAUACGAUUCUCAAAGUCAAAGUAUAUAUACACUUUUGAUGUUACUGAAGCAGAUGCUGAAAGAGUUAAUAACGAUUUGCUAUUUGCAACUUAUCUUUUAAAAAAAUAUGUAGAUUCUCAAACUUCUGAGGCUUUAGAGAAUCCAAUCCAGAUUUCUGAAUCUUGCCCAAAUCCUGUUGCUAAAAAUAUAAUUAGUGCAAAUGUUGCUUCUACAGUUUGUGAUGUAGACAAUGUCACAAAUACAACACAAGCAUCUGUACAAGAUGAUUCUCAAGAGAAAAACAGUUUCCGUUGGCCACACGAAGCAAUACUUUUACUACUUACAAGUUACACAGAUAACGAACAUCAUCUUAAAAGUGGUAAAACAACACACACAAAAUUUUGGGAACUGGUUUCUUCCGAACUAAUUGCGAGUGGCUAUAAUGUAACUGGCAUGCAGUGUAAAAGUAAAAUGGCUAGAUUAAAAAAUACAUAUAAAAAUAUCAAAGACCACAAUGCUAAAAGUGGUAGUAGUAGGCGAGCAUGGCGAUAUUUAGAUAUUAUGGAUGAAAUGUUUACUAAAAAACCAUGGGUGGAGCCACUUCUUACAUUAGACAGUGGAAGUUCAACUAUAGCAUCUUCUGAUGAGGAAAAAAAAGAUAUUGGGUGUGGAACUCGAAAAUCCAGUUAACUUCCAUCUGAAAACAAACCUCCUAAAACGCAAGAAAUAUAACACGUUGGAGAAAAUGAUUGAACAUAAUGCUGCUACACGGCAAAAAAUGCAUGAAGAAGCAAUGUCACAAGAUAAACUACUGGAUAUUUUACAAAAAUUUCUUCAGUAGUAAUGAUAUCAAUUGAUUACUUUAUUACUUUUAUUAUACGCAUUU
Messenger RNA from Temnothorax curvispinosus, 952 nucleotides. RefSeq lists its product as uncharacterized. The coding region runs from base 1 to 756 and encodes 251 amino acids. The transcript is spliced from 7 exons. NCBI's taxonomy places the organism in Eukaryota, Metazoa, Arthropoda, Insecta, Hymenoptera, Formicidae. The record is from RefSeq and is a predicted model, not a curated record.